CUGGAUUGAGAGAGAGAGAGAGAGAGAUGUAAAUCUCGAAGAAAGAACAUACACAGCAUGCAACGGCCGACGCAUAUCAUUGUUAUCGCUGUUUUUGUGCCUAUAGAUUGAUAUACACAUCGCAUGUAGUAUUUCACGGAGAAACUGAUGCAUAAAGCUAGGAGGAAAAGGGGAAAGGAAAUAGAGGCGAAUCUGAGCUGCCAAAUGCCAUUCCUAUCUCUUCCCUUUUGAGCCAAGAAGAAAAAUAAACAAAUGGCUGAAGAUCUUUGUAUCAUCAUCAAGGAUACCAGAAUAUUAAAUGCUUCAAAGAAAUCUCCUUCAGUGUUGAGAAUGAUUGUAUUGACACUUGCGAUGGUCUGUGGUAUUUACAUAUGCUCAAUCUGUAUGGAGCAAAUCAGUACCCGCGCCAACGUUGGAUUCACAAACGUCGAAGUGAUUAAGAAGCCAUGUGAGGAACCUAAUAUAGAAUCAUGGGAAAAACGCUAUGUGCGUUACCCAAAUCCCAAAACAUUUAGUAGGGCUGAAUGUGCAUGCAAUCCUGUGAGAUAUUUUGCAAUACUAUCGACACAGAGAUCCGGGAGUGGAUGGUUUGAGACAUUAUUAAAUAGUCAUCCAAACAUAAGUUCCAAUGGAGAAAUAUUUUCUGUAAAAGUCCGGCGGAGUAAUAUCUCAACAAUUGUGGAGACAUUGGAUAACGUAUAUAAUCUAGAUUUGCUGACUAGUGCUUCCAAGAACGAGUGCACAGCUGCUGUUGGCUUGAAGUGGAUGCUUAAUCAGGGUUUAAUGCAGAAUCACAAAGAAAUUGUCGAAUAUUUCAAUGCCACCGGUGUUUCGACGAUUUUUCUUUUCAGAAGAAACCUUCUGCGCAGAAUGAUUUCAAUACUCGCAAACUCUUAUGAUCAAAAUGCUAAGCCGCUGAAUGGAACACACAAAUCUCACGUGCAUUCACCCCAUGAGGCAGCAAUUCUUGCAAGAUACAAACCGACGAUAAAUGUAAAAUUGCUCAUCCCCAAUCUGAGAGAAGUAGAGGAGAUGGUUACUAAAUCAUUAGAAUACUUCAAGAGCACUCGGCACAUUAUCCUUUACUAUGAGGACAUAAUCAAAAAUCACACGAAACUGACAGAAGUCCAAGAUUUUCUCAAGGUUCCACGCAUAGAUCUAAAUAGCCGUCAGGUGAAAAUACACAAAGGUUCCUUGUCUCGACAGGUUGAGAAUUGGGCUGAUAUCAAGAAGACACUGAAGGGAACCUCUUAUGAAAGCUUCCUGCAUGCAGAUUACACAUUGUAGAUUGCCCUCUGUAAGUAGCAAAUUCUUUGAAACAUUCUUUGUAAUAUAUCAGUGGGUGCCAAAAUUUCACCCACCUUGCUGAAAUUUUGGCCACAGCAUCUGCUUAUGGCUUCCGAGUUUUGUUUGCUCCCUCCAUGUUUCAUUUGCUUGAUAGCUUUUAGUUGGAGAUCCAUUUUUCACCCAUUAAAAACAUUGGUGUAGUUGAGGUGAUAUAGAAAGAAAUCAAUUUCACGUAGCAGUCUUUGUUUCAUGUUGUUUAAAUUGUAUGUUAAGUUUGGCCAGUCUUUUACAAUCUUACACUGCCUCAACAAGAGGUCAAUUGAAGCAUCUCUUGUCCAACUUCUACAUUUUGCAAUGCAUUACCUCUUGAAACUUGAACUCUGGAUACAUGUAACCUCUUCCAGACAUGAACACUUCCUCUAUGUGCUUCAAUGCCUCUUGAAUAAGAUGAAACCCAUCCCAAUGUAUGUACUCUAUGGGAUUCAAGCACACUUUAAUGCCUUGAUUUCCGCACAUCAUUGCCGGAUGAAAAUUGUAGGGACCCCCGAAUCCACAGCAAGCCUUCAUCUGUGUUUCCUUCCUGAACCCCAAAAGCACACGAUUCUGAAGUAGAGCCAUGAACGCCAUGUAGUAGUCACCAUAAACGAUUUGAACAUGAGGAAACUCCAGCCUUAGCUCCAUCAGUGCUUGUUGGAGAUGAUUGUUGCGGAGCAUUGUGAAGGUGUUGAGUCCUUUGGCAAUUGGUUGAAUCAUAAUGCAUCUGGUCUUUGUUUCGGAACAAUGUCGGGUAGCCAGGGAGACACCCCAUCGGUGAAACUCUGGUGAUGAACAAAUGAGUUGCUCCGCCAUUGAUCACCUUUCUUAUGAUCUUUAAACCCUCAACAACCUUUGGUACAUUAACUGGAUACCUCCUUUAUGAAUUUCCCUUGUAAGAAUGCAAGUUUGAAGUCAUUAGCCCCGACGUGAUCCAGGAACAAAUGAGUUGCUCCGCCAUUGAUCACCUUUCUUAUGAUCUUUAAACCCUUAACAACCUUUGGUACAUUAACUGGAUACCUCCUUUAUGAAUUUCCCUUGUAAGAAUAUGCAAGUUUGUAGUCAUUAGCCCCGACGUGAUUUUUAGAAAAUGAUUUAAUCUGUGCGUCUAGGGAUUGCUUCAGAGGAUGGAUCGGGAACGGAAUGUCUCUCUCUACAAAAAAGGCAGCGCUCAUGACUGUGGCGCCGGCGGUUGCAAAGGAUGCGCCAUUAAGGAACUCGGCACCAGGAGAUUCAGUUGUGUAGGGUUUGGGAGAUGGUAGGUGGAAAGCGGAAGCAAAGUGGGUCGGACAUGGUUGAGCUGUCGGAAGUUGAGUCAUUUCGUCGCCAAAGGUGUAUAUGGUAGUGAAACGACAGCCUUUUACUUUAGCGGUGGAUGGAACGGAGUGGGAAGACAGAAGUAGGGUUGCGACUAGGAGAAAACGGAGGAGGCGACGGGUGGUGGAAGCGAUGGUACUGGAAGACAUGGAAUUUGAAGCAGAAACCAAAGAACAAAGACCACAACGGCAGAGAAUGAGUGUGGAAUGGAGAGGAGGGAAAGCCAGCUUUAACUGACAGUUUCAAUCCUAAGCGAAGUGUACUUUCGUGUUGUGGCGCUUCUUUCAGAGCAUCUCCAAUUCAUUACUCUAUUUGAGAGUAUCAAAAUACUCUAUGUUAUUCAUAAAGCGAUUUUAGAAGAAAUCACUAUUCCUAUUUAUUC
Molecule: messenger RNA, 3019 nt
Organism: Rhododendron vialii
Lineage: Eukaryota; Viridiplantae; Streptophyta; Magnoliopsida; Ericales; Ericaceae
Exons: 6
Coding region: 253-1287 (344 amino acids)
Source: RefSeq, a predicted model, not a curated record